CAAUGGCUACUUUGCUUUUAAUAUCUGGACCAACCACUAACGAGAAGUACCCUUGACAGCAGCAACCACUGGGACUGCACUCAACAACCUGUUGGGCGUGUCGUCAAGUUACUGGUACUUCUGACUUGUUAACUAUUCAUUGGUCAAUCGAUUGACCGGUUGCCGUCACCAGUCAGGCUGGUACUGAAGCAUUAACUUAAUUUGUACAAUGUAGUCGGGGACCAGAUCAAAAGAAGCUUCAAUCCGUCUAGUUAGUUUUUCGUUACGCAAAAGAAUAUUGAGUUUAACCUUGGAUGACAUUAUUAUUCAGAGGUCUAUCAAACCGCAGUAUUACUCAUUGUAACCAGCAGUUAAACUCAUAAAGAACAACAACCAUGGCUGUAAGAGAAUCAAGGAUACUUUUCUUGACUUUGGUGUUAUUAUCUUUGAGUUACUGCAAUGGACAGUUUACCGAUGCUCAGAAAAAGGAUCUCACGGACAGGCACAACAAGGGAAGGAGACUACAGAAUGCUGCGGACAUGAACGAAGUGAUAUGGGACGAGGCGCUGGCAGCCCCGGGCCAAAAAUUGGCGGAAACAUGUAAAGGUGGGCACGUGGUAGUGACAGUACCUGGUGUUACUAAUGUAGGGCAGAAUCUCUACUGGAGACAGGGAUCCAGUGAUCCUGUGAACGCCUAUGACGCUUGGUAUGGAGAGAUCUCAUCGUAUGACAAGAAGACGAACAAGUGCGGGGAUGGUGCUGUGUGCGGGCAUUAUAGAAUGGUUGUCCUUCAUCAAAUAACCAAAAUAGGCUGUGGAGUGAAAGUGUGCUCGUCAUUUACCAAGAAGGACGGGAGUUCACUUACUGGCGUCACAUAUGUCGUAUGUCAUUAUGAUGACGCUCCGCUGGCAUCUGGCCCAGUCUUCACAGAAGGAAGCCCCUGCUCAAAAUGUCCAACGGGGAAAUUCUGGUGCAACAAUAACUUAUGCCAGCCAGCCUGCACUGCUGCCAGUGCAACAUGCCAAUGUUAUGCCAAAUACAAGGGAGUUUGUAUGAACUGCGGCACCGCCAAUGAGGCCGAUUGCACUUGCAAUUGUGUGGAUGGAUACCUUGGGACAUACUGCACUGAUAAAUGCAAAGACUUGCCCACUGGGACCGACAUGAAAACAUCAUGCACGGCAGACAUUAUAGAUGACCCGGAGUAUUUCUGCACGGAUUCAGGAGGGAAGUGCUGCCUGUACAUAAGAACAAGGACUUGCAGGGCUACAUGUGCACCAUUCUCCAAACUGUGCAAACCUCUUACUGCCGCAAUGGAGAAGGCCGCCACGACAGAUUGCAAGGUAACCCCACCAGACCCACCGGUCGACAAAGCCACGACCACCUCACCUGCCAAGAUCACCACCAGCACAGCGCCCGCGCCGGACGCCUGCAAAGACUACAAAUGCAUCAACGGGAAAAAGCUGCCCGAGGGAACGGGGUGCAAGUGCAGCUGCUUUGCCAGCUGGCAAGGGACGGCCUGCGAUGAAGCUAUCACCGGAUCACCUACAACUGCAAUUACAACCACCAUUACCCCCACCAUUACCAUCAACACCACAUCCGCCUCCGGCACCAAACCAGAUCCAUGCAAAGGCUACAAAUGCGUCCACGGCAAAACGAAAGCACAAAACAGCGCAUGCACAUGUACCUGUGACGUAUCCUGGCAGGGAAGCAGCUGUGAUGAAUCCGUUGAGGAGGCAAAACAUGGCAUUCUGCUGACGAUGUCAUUCAAACAAGAACAGUGGACGGCGGUUGAAGACGGGCUCAAGAAAGCCAUACCAAAGGCAAUAUCCGAUUACUGCAACAAGAAUUUCGGCUCAUGCUGUCCUGGGAUGGGCGCGAGGCAAAACCCUUCGACUACAUACGAUAUUUCCAGUGUGGCUUUUGCGAAUGUGGGCAAGGGGUACCCAAAGUAUGUUCAGACGAAGGCCACCAUUCUCCUCUUCGUCAACUACGACUCGAAUAACCAACUCUGCCAGGAUGGAACCGGUGCCAGUGGCAGAAGGAAGAGGGCUGCUCCUGCUUAUCUACCCCAAGACGUUCUUGUCAACUCAGUGCAGUCUGGCCAAGGUGCAAUCAACGCAGAUUUAAAGGCAUGUUGCCAAACCAGCGUAGAGAGCGUGACGAAGUCCACGGUCAAACCAAGCGCUGGAGGGAACGCGGGCACCGAACGUACGCCUACGAAGAAGGUUCUUGAAGAUUGGGAGAUCGCCCUCAUCGUUCUUGGAAGUCUCUUGGCUUUAUUCUUCCUCAUACUAUUGGUGUACUUCCUUGUGCGGUCUGGUGUGUGCCACAAGAGCCAAAAGGAAACUAUUGACACUCAGCUGGCGGAGUCCAAACGCCACAUGAACAAGGUGUCGCCCCAGGGCCGAGAUCCUCACUACCCCGGCGAAACUGAAAUCGCACCGUCCCCGCAACCCAGCUAUGAUAUCUACGACAACAAGACGCAAUAUCAAGUUUAUAUGUAGGCUAUGUAGAGGAGCAAUCGCUUUCUCAAAAUUAAAAGUAGGCCUAUUGAGAAAGCGAGACAUGUCGUCUCGAAAAAUCAAGGGUUUUUUUACUACAUAUAUCAUAAAUUGAUGCGUCCGGUCGUGAUAUGCACAUGUAUGUUUUUUUCUUCUUCAAAAAACUUGUUUUAACUUUUCCGUUUUCGUCUUUAUUUGAAAGACUCUGGUCCAUGCAAGGUUACAAUAUUUUUCUUUUUCAUUAUCAUACUUCCAGACCGAGAGGGUCAUUUUGCUCACUGCGAAUGCAUGGGUGUCUCCGACUCAAUUGAUGUGUACACGUAAUUCAUAUGUCUAGUUUUGAGGAAUCUUACUGUAAAACAUCGUCGACCAAGGUUUUUUUAUAGACGCUGAGGAAUUUAGAUGACUGUGCGGAACGAAUAAAUUUCGGCUACGUGUAUUCCAAAUUAGUGUUAAGCGGCUAAAGGUGGAGGUCGGUUUUAAACAGUUUAUACAUGUACAUACCUUUUAGAAAGUUCAGUCUAAGUGGACAUCCUUUAGCUGGAAUGACCUAUAACCACUUCGGUCUAAAGGAAUGACCUGUAACCAAUUACGAUCUAAACGGAUGACCUGUAACCAAUUACGGUCUAAAGGGAUGACCUGUAACCAAUUACGGUCUAAACGGAUGACCUGUAACCAAUUACGGUCUAAAGGGAUGACCUGUAACCAAUUACGGUCUAAACGGACUAUCUGUAACCGAUUACGGUCUAAAGGGAAGACCAAUAAUCAAUUACGGUCUAAAGUGGUGCCCUUUAACCAAGUACAUGUAUGAUCUAUAGGGAUGACCUGAAACCAAUUACGGUCUAAACGGAUUAACUGUAACCGAUUACGGUCUAAAGGGAUGACCAAUAAUCAAUUACGGUCUAAAGUGGUGCCCUUUAACCAAGUACAUGUAUGAUCUAUAGGGAUGACCUGUAACCAAUUACGGUCUAAAGGGAUGAUCUAUAACCGAUUACCGUCUAAAGCGAUGACCUAUAACCAAUUACCGUCUAUUAGAAUGAGCUUUAACAAAAUACGGCCUAAAGGUAUGUGUCAAAUCGUCAACUUUGUGAUAAAAUCAUCAUUAUGAUCACGAAUUGAUAACAAUUGUAGUCUUUAUUUAUUCUUGUUAUGAUGCACGAUACAAUAAUAGCAUAUCUAACAUAUCUAGCAUAUCUCACUGAUAUAAUUAUUUGAUUCAUUUGAUAUGAUAUCUUUCAAAUUAUUUAAAAAAUAUAAUUGAUGGUGUAGAUGAUCGCAUUGUUCAUAGCGUACGUUUUCAAAAUACAUGUACAUGUUUGCAAUAGAAUCAUAAUCAAUCAUAUCACUGAUAAAAUUACUUACUUACUUAGGACCCUUCGUGCCCUAGGUGGCACAUGGGGCGUUCCCCAGGGUCCUCCACUCAAGUCUGUUGGCUGCUCGCUGUCUGGCUGCCUCCCACGUUAGGCCCUUCUCUUGAAGUUCCUUUGCCAUGGAACGCCGCCAGGUCUCUCUUGGUCUGCCUCUAUUCCGUCUCCCCUGAUUCAUUAGACAUAAUUAUUCAAUUUAUUCAUAACUUUUAAUGAUUGCAUAUCUACACUUUGUGUCGAUUGAUUAAUUGAUUGAUUGAUCAAAGUAUUGUAUCACCAGUAGUUUUGUAUCACCAGUAUUGUAUUAACUUUAUCUAUCAUCAAUUUAUAUGUAUAGCAUGUACUGGUGAUAAAGUACGUUGUAUCGUGACUGUGAUAGGCUAUAUUGUAAACUCACAUUUUCAGUGACUUAGUAGAGCUACAUUUACAUACAUCAUUAUGCAAUUUUCCGAACCAAAAAGCAUUCCAGAAAAUAAACAGGUGAUGGCUCUUCGAUUUUCGACUAGUAAUUUAGGUGGCCCUAUAUAUAUAAUAAGCACAGUUUUACCAUUUGGUAUAGACUCGACUUCUGCGCUGUCGCGUAUCAUGAUUUGACUGCUGCCAACACAGGCCGCCAUUUUGAAUCCGCUAUUCCAUGAUUCGCGGAAUAAACAGGGGCGCGUGAAGAUAUAACAGGCAAUCUGGUAGCCCAUUAUGUACUGAUACACACGAGGUAAAAACUUUACGCAUUUUACACGUCAGACUUUCUGCUUGUCAGCAAUCCGCAAAUGCAAUGCACCGUUGGUGUUUUUUAAACACUUUUAUACUUUGAAUUAAAAUUGGGUGCAGGAGGUGUUGCUAUAAAAGUACAAUGUAUUGUAAGAUAAUAAAUCUCAUCAAUUUCA
Molecule: messenger RNA, 4731 nt
Organism: Lineus longissimus
Lineage: Eukaryota; Metazoa; Nemertea; Pilidiophora; Heteronemertea; Lineidae
Product: neurogenic locus notch homolog protein 1-like
Exons: 15
Coding region: 375-2483 (702 amino acids)
Source: RefSeq, a predicted model, not a curated record